AUGAGCGAGCCUCCUGACCGACAGAAGGUGAUCGAAAAGUACGUCCAAGGUUUACGUCAUGACGACGGCUACUCUCAUGGCUACCUGAAGUCAGACGAAGAGCUAAAGCUUUUUGAGAGGUCCCUGGCUGCCGUCAACGAGAGGUAUGCUGUGCGGAAAUCAAGAGACCUGAGCAAGUCGUCUAAAUCCAAUGUCGUCUUCUCCAUGAUCCAUUGCGGAUCUCGAAUCUCUCUAGACAAUGUGCCGUUCCGAGUUGUCAAGGAAACCGUCAAAGUGUGCAUAUUUGGAACGGAGUACUACAAGAAAACUCAGGAGAGAAAAAAAGAACAGAGUUCGGGUACUACUGACUGGCAGAAGGAGGUGUACGAGAAGAAGCUGGUGAACCUCCAAGGCACAAAGAAGAAGGGGUGCGCAGCAACAAUGAAUUUGAAGUGAAUUGAGUUGUACCCAGAUUUCCAGGUAUGUAAUGUGCAAUGACAAGUAAAAAAUAAUUCCAGAAUAA
This is a messenger RNA of Rhipicephalus microplus (southern cattle tick), 502 nucleotides long. RefSeq lists its product as uncharacterized. NCBI's taxonomy places the organism in Eukaryota, Metazoa, Arthropoda, Arachnida, Ixodida, Ixodidae. The record is from RefSeq and is a predicted model, not a curated record.